UUGACGUGUUGGGUUUUGAGCAGCUCAUUGGUAAGACUGAGGUCAGGAAGAGGGGUUAAAUAAGGCUACUGCUGCGCACAGUGUUGUCAGAUUCACAGAAAUGGCUUUCCUGUGGUUGGUAUCUUGCCUUGCCUUGGUCAGUGCAGCGUACGGCUGCGGCGUCCCUGACAUCCCCCCCGUGGUGACAGGCUAUGCUCGUAUUGUUAACGGUGAGGAGGCAGUGCCCCACUCAUGGCCGUGGCAGGUCUCUCUACAGGACAUAUUUGGCUGGCACUUCUGCGGUGGCUCCCUGAUCAAUGAAAACUGGGUCGUGACUGCAGCUCACUGCGAUGUCAGAACUAGCCAUCGUGUGAUCCUCGGAGAGCAUAAUAAAGCCAAGAGUGGAGAGAACAUCCAGACUCUGAAAGUGAGCAAGGUGUUCACCCAUCCCGAAUGGAACUCCAAAACCAUCAACAAUGACAUUGCCCUGAUUAAGCUGGCUUCCCCUGCCUCCAUUGAGUCCAAUGUUUCCCCCGUUUGUUUGGCUGAAACCAAUGAUGUGUUUGCUGCCGGCCUGAAAUGUGUGACCACUGGCUGGGGCGUGACACGUUAUACUGCUCUGUUCACACCUGAUAAGUUGCAGCAGGUCGCACUGCCUUUGCUGUCUAAUGAGGAUUGCAAGAACUACUGGGGAAGCAACAUCACCGAUAUCAUGAUCUGUGCUGGCGCUGCUGGUGCUUCUUCUUGCAUGGGUGACUCUGGUGGUCCACUGGUGUGCCAGAAGGGUAACGUGUGGACACUGGUGGGCAUUGUGUCCUGGGGCAGCAGUACUUGUUCCACCACCGUCCCUGCUGUGUACGCCCGUGUCACUGAGCUUCGCGCCUGGGUGGAUGGGAUAGUGGCAGCCAACUAAAGCCCCUACAUUUCCUCACUACCUAUGUAGCUUCAAUACUGUCUCCCCUUGAACUGUACCAAUCUUCAAAUCCAAUAAAAGCACCCUUACUUUCAUUGCCUUACAA
Colossoma macropomum (tambaqui) is the source of this 998-nucleotide messenger RNA. Its product is annotated as serine protease. The record is from RefSeq and is a predicted model, not a curated record. Gene Ontology annotation, biological process: proteolysis. The transcript has 7 exons. The coding region runs from base 101 to 892 and encodes 263 amino acids. Gene Ontology annotation, molecular function: serine-type endopeptidase activity. Lineage: Eukaryota; Metazoa; Chordata; Actinopteri; Characiformes; Serrasalmidae.